Messenger RNA from Physeter macrocephalus (sperm whale), 2201 nucleotides. RefSeq names its product sphingosine-1-phosphate lyase 1 (gene SGPL1). NCBI's taxonomy places the organism in Eukaryota, Metazoa, Chordata, Mammalia, Artiodactyla, Physeteridae. The transcript has 15 exons. Gene Ontology annotation, cellular component: endoplasmic reticulum. The coding region runs from base 1 to 1725 and encodes 574 amino acids. Gene Ontology annotation, molecular function: pyridoxal phosphate binding; sphinganine-1-phosphate aldolase activity. The record is from RefSeq and is a predicted model, not a curated record. Gene Ontology annotation, biological process: sphingolipid catabolic process; carboxylic acid metabolic process.
AUGUACAUAGGGCCCUCGGUGGCUUGUGAAUACGACUGGGAUCCGAAGGCCUUUGAGCCCUACUUCGAGAUUUUGGAAGUGUAUUCCACAAAGGCCAAGAAUUAUGUAAACGGGCAUUGCACCAAGUAUGAGCCCUGGCAGCUAAUUGCAUGGAGUGUCGUGUGGACUCUGCUGAUAGUCUGGGUAUACGAGUUUGUCUUCCAGCCAGAGAGUUUAUGGUCAAGGUUUAAAAAGAGAUGUUUUAAGCUUAUCCGGAAGAUGCCUAUUAUUGGUCGUAAGAUCCAAGAUAAGUUGAACAAGACCAAGGAAGAUAUUAGCAAGAAUAUGUCAUUCCUGAAAGUGGACAAAGAUUAUGUGAAAGCCCUGCCCUCUCAAGGAAUGAGCCCGGCUGCAGUUCUGGAGAAGCUCAAAGAAUACAGCUCUAUGGAUGUCUUGUGGCAAGAAGGGAAAGCCUCCGGAGCGGUGUACAGUGGGGAGAAGGAGCUCACUGAACUCCUUGUGAAGGCUUAUGGAGAUUUUGCAUGGAGUAAUCCGCUGCAUCCAGAUAUCUUCCCAGGACUACGUAAGAUAGAAGCAGAGAUUGUGAGGAUGGCUUGUUCCCUAUUCAAUGGGGGACCAGAUUCGUGUGGAUGUGUGACCUCCGGGGGGACAGAAAGUAUUCUGAUGGCCUGUAAAGCUUAUCGGGAACUGGCCUUCGAGAAUGGGAUCAAAACUCCAGAAAUUGUAGCCCCCCAGAGUGCCCAUGCUGCAUUUGACAAAGCAGCCAACUAUUUUGGGAUGAAGAUUAAACGGGUUCCACUGAACAAAGUGAUGGAGGUGGAUGUUCGGGCAAUGCGAAGAGCCAUCUCCAGGAACACUGCCAUGCUCGUCUGUUCUGCCCCACAGUUUCCUCACGGUGUGAUAGAUCCUGUCCCUGAUGUGGCCAAGCUGGCUGUCAAAUACAAAAUACCUCUUCAUGUGGAUGCCUGUCUGGGGGGCUUCCUCAUCGUCUUUAUGGAGAAAGCCGGAUACCCACUGGAGCAACCAUUUGAUUUCCGGGUGAAAGGUGUGACCAGCAUUUCAGCUGAUACUCAUAAGUAUGGCUACGCUCCCAAGGGCUCUUCAGUGGUGUUAUACUCUGAGAAGAAGUACAGGCACUAUCAGUUCUUCGUUGACACAGAUUGGCAGGGCGGCAUCUACGCUUCCCCAACCAUUGCGGGCUCACGGCCUGGUGGCAUCAGUGCAGCCUGUUGGGCCGCCCUGAUGUACUUCGGUGAGAGCGGCUACGUUGAAGCUACCAAGCAGAUCAUCAAAACCACUCGCUUCCUCAAGUCAGAACUGGAAAACAUCAAAGGCAUCUUUGUUUUUGGGAAUCCUCAAUUGUCAGUCAUUGCUCUGGGCUCCCAUGAUUUUGACAUCUACCGACUAUUCAACCUGAUGAAUGCCAAGGGCUGGAGCUUGAACCAGUUGCAGUUCCCACCCAGCAUUCAUUUCUGCAUCACGUUGGUACACACCCGUAAGCAAGUAGCGAUACAGUUCCUAAAGGACAUCCGGGAAUCCGUCACUCAAAUCAUGAAGAAUCCGAAAGCAAAGACCACGGGAAUGGGUGCGAUCUACGGCAUGGCCCAGGCUACAGUCGACAGGAACCUGGUGGCAGAAUUGUCCUCCGUCUUCUUGGACAGCCUUUUCAGCACAGACACUGUAACUCAGGGCAGCCAGAUGAAUGGUUCUCCCAAACCCCGCUGAGCUGGGAUCCUCCGUGGCCCCGAGGUGCAUCUGGCCUCCAGAAGGUUCUCGGGGUGUGGGACCGGCCACGUGGUUUCAACAUCUGGUCUUUGCUCCAUAGAGCACAACGAAGCAGACCAUGAGACAGCUUGAUCCUCAGGAUUCUUGCUUCCAUCCUUUUGUGGUUUUUAAUGUGAAGACUCUAAAGGAUGCCAUGACGUAAUUAUUUUGCCCUUGUUCUAAAUGUUACCCUGGGAAUUGUUUUAACCAUUUCCUUCUCUAACCUCUCUUGCUUUCAGCUUCACUUAAUCACGGUGUGGCAGCUCUGACCUGUCCUGACUCCUUAGGGAAGCUGGGCCACAGUUUACGAGAUAGGAAAAGGUUUGCUUUGUUACCUCAGGCAGGUGGGCUAGUCAGACGGGAAGUGUUCCAUAACCGAUGUUUCCCUCGGUGGGGGUGAGGUCUGCUCUAAGCAGGAGGCUUUUCCAGUCCUCCUC